AUGUCCGGUUGGUCAGAAGAUAUAACUCUUUGUUUCUUAGAAGCAUAUCAAAAUGAGCCAUGCAUUUGGACUUCAAAAGAUAUUAACCACAAAAAUAGGCAGAAGGUCAACGAUGCGUGGACCCGCAUCGGUGUAAUAUUGAAUAAAAAUGUGAAAGAAUUGAAAAUUAAAAAAGAAAUAUUAAUGGCUACAUUCAGGAGACACUUCAAAACGAAACAAGACUCGAUUCGUUCUGGUGCAGGAGCAGACGAUAUCUACAAACCCAUAUGGCUUGCUUAUGAUCUAAUGGAAUCAUUUUUGGGGCCAGUGUAUACAAGCACGAAUAAUAUAAAUACAGAGCGUGUGCGUGCAAGCAAUUUCCGUAAAGCCGAAACGCGAUUAUUGACGGAAUUGGUUACCAAAUAUAAGUACAUAAUCGAAAACAAAAAAACGGACGCCGUGACCAAUAAAGAUAAGGAGGCUGCCUGGGGCAAAAUAGCUUCUUCUUUUAAUGCAACGACUAGUGGUACCGCGACACGUAGCUCUAAAACAUUAAAAUUAAAAUAUGAAGCUAUCAAAAAGGCCACGAAGAAGCAGAUGUCCUGUCACAGGCAGGAACUUUAUCGCACAGGUGGCGGGCCAUCUAAUGCUCCUGAUUUCGAUGACGUGGAGGAGACCCAACAAUUAUUGGCACUGAGAAUGGUGAAGAGGACCCCUCUAAAGAGGAGAUUCUACAAAAAGCCCACCUCAAUUUUGGUCAUAGAUUCAUCAGGAAUUCUAUUACAGCAUUUAAAGUCCUUCUAA
Messenger RNA from Leptosia nina, 783 nucleotides. The record is from the annotation of a GenBank genome assembly. Lineage: Eukaryota; Metazoa; Arthropoda; Insecta; Lepidoptera; Pieridae.